AAUUUGAGAAACAGGAAAGUGCUUUUGAUGACAGUUCGAUUGGAGCUGCACAUAGUGAUACGGCUACUCAGCAGAUCAAGAUCGAGAAGCAGGAGGAUGAAUUUGGAGAAUGUGAAUUUUGCAACUAGCAACGUCGAAGAUGAGUCAUCCUCGCACAAUGGUUCAACUUCUAAUCAGAUGGCGAGAGUUAAGCAGAAGAAUGAUAGCCAAGAACCAGCGCCAGAGUGCAGCACUGCAUGCUCUCCAACUGAUGAUGAUUUCAGCCAACAACAUUAUCUAAUCCCUGGCUAUAAUCUAAUAUUCAUCAAAGAGGAAGAAUAUGGUGAGAUUCGUGUUAUUAUUUCAUUCAUUUUUAUUCAUCAAUGAUAAUAACACAUAACAGGAAAUGAAGGAACUAGUAGUUCUGUGAACAGUAGACCUCGCGCAGUUAUAAACCGCAGCCUCCUCUUAUACUGUCCAUCAGAGUAAAUCCUGUCUGUAUGUCGUGUCGGCGAGAUAUCGGUGUGAAAACGGCUAAUGGCUGUUCGGGUUGGUGAAUCAAAAAUGCCAACAUAAAAUCUAAUCUCCUUUC
This is a messenger RNA of Nilaparvata lugens (brown planthopper), 571 nucleotides long. RefSeq lists its product as uncharacterized. Bases 28 to 366 code for a protein of 112 amino acids. NCBI's taxonomy places the organism in Eukaryota, Metazoa, Arthropoda, Insecta, Hemiptera, Delphacidae. The record is from RefSeq and is a predicted model, not a curated record. The transcript has 3 exons.